CAUCAUGACUAUGGGCAGCGGCGGGACAGGUGUUAACACAAUCAAGAUGGAAAAUCCUCCUUACUACACGACAUACACGUCUCCCGUGCCAGACCACACGCUGAUGGCUGGGACGUAUAGCACAUACAUGGAGCGAGCUGACAGCCCCCUCUCCAUGGGGCGGACACACGACCCCCACUCCCCCCUGGAGCCCCGCAGCAAGCGUGUCCGCCGGCUGAGCUCUGAGGAGGACACCCUAGACAAGACCGAGCUUGCCUACUACACCCAGUCCCCGGCGUCCCUCUCGUCCCAUACGUCCUCGUGGCACUCAGACAUCGACCACGGUGGGUUGGUGGCACCCUCCGCAGCCUCAGCGCCUCCUGCAGCCGCCUCAGUCGCAGCGUCUAGCACCUACCUCCACCCUCACACACCCCCUCACCACACCUCGCAACACACCCUCGGUCCCCCAUCGGUACACUCUCCCCACCUGGUGCACAGUGGAGGAAAAGUUACCAUAGCUGCGUCAGGUGGUCUACAGCCUGUAGUUAGAACUCCUUCUGUAGAGUCACUGUCUAGUCACGAACAGCACACACGCACCGUUGUCUCGCCACACAAUCGAGAAGUCUUGUGCCCGUCCACAGUGCUGCCCCCAAUGUCCCUAAGCAGCACUGUGAUGGCAGCGACCCCCAGCUAUUAUCACGAGGCAGCUCCAGCAUCGCCCACCAAAUACCAUGAAAACGGACAUGACACUUUCUCAGACUUUGUGACGCUCGUGUGCCAGGAGGCUCAGAAUACGCAACAUACGCAGCAAGCCUCUCCUCCCGGCGUGUCCCGCAGCCCGACCAAAAUCCAGGGAGGCUACUACACAGCAGGUACAAUGCUCCCCCCUCCACCUCCACCGCCCAUGGCACGGCCCGUUGCCAUCAUUCGCUCCACAGCUGACCUGGCCCACAGUGGUAGCGUUUCUCCGGGGCCCGUCUCCCCCCCACACUCAGCUGCUGGAAGUAGUGGGGGAGGUAAUGGAGGGUCUAUCCUUCCAGAUGUCUCGCCUCCCGACCGACGCGACGAAGGACUCAGCUCUCCGCCUCCCGCCACCUCCGCUCCGCCAGUCUCACAGAUGUUUGUGUGUGACGCUAGCUUUGGAGGUGUGCGUAUGUACCGGCAGGAUGGUCCUCUGCGCUUAGCCAUCACGAGCCGACAUGAUACCCCCCCCUCCCACACCCCCCACCACCACCACCAUCAGCACGGCCAGCUCUUCACGUACUCCAGCAUGAGUCCAGUCAGCGCCAUGUCGGGUGUCAUAUCCCCCACAAGCAUGAGCCUUUUCACGUCCCCUGGAACCACCCCGCGCACGACCCCUCGUUCCACCCCUCCUGUGCCGCGCUGGAACACCCCCUUCAUCAACCUGGACGAGAAUAUGGACUACACGACCAUGUCUACGCUGAUGCCCACGCUGCCUGCUGACGCCACCUCCGCGCAGCUCAUUGAGGAUGACCGGUACUUCACGACCGUGGUGCACAGCAGUGAGGCCUCCGUUGCUGCAGCAGCGGCAGCGGCGGCAGGGCCCCCCCCAUCAGGGAGCUCAGGGCCUCCUCCCCCUCCUCCUCCUGCCAUAGACACAAGCCCAGGGGCACACCCAGGGGCCCCCCACACGCCCACCAAGUCUCAGUCCACAUAACCAUCCACAACGCUUAGCAGGAAGGAAAGAGGGAUGGAAGGAGAGAAGGAAGGCGACCAUUCGGCCUCAGGAAAAGGAUGGGGGUCACUCAAAGAGGCUAUUGCGAAACAGUGAUAAUGCAAAUUGCAAGAGAGAAAGAAAAACAGGAAGAAAGGAAUUAAGAAAGAGAGAGAAGAUGAGAGAAUCUUUAUCGCCUGCAACAACCUACAGUACUGCUGAAUGUCUGUUCUUUGUAGGAAGGACUCUUAAUCUAUGUAAUACAUGUGCCAAAUAUGGGCCAAAAUGUUUUUAUAUAUAUAUAUAUAUACAAAGAAAGAACGUAGGCCAACAUUGAGCAAUACCUUUACCUUAUCGUGAUGCCAAGUUAUGUUAAGUAGAUAUGAAUCUGUAUCAGGCGUAGGCCUCCUCAGCCUAGAUCUGUAUGGCCAGCUCAUGCAUGAUUUUAGGUUCUUCUGCCAGCCUAGUGUAAGAGGAAUGCUGGAUGUGGAUGCCAGACAAGUAUUUACUGAAUCACAGUGCCAGCGAACAAACAUGCAAUAAGUAAUGUAAGUGCUUUAUAGCUUUCAGCAAAGCAAGUAGAGUUCAUGGUUGUGCAUUUUCAGUAUCAGAGAGGAGUUGUUUUUAUUUGUGUUCAUAUGUAAAUGUCCACGUAACAAAGAGGAUUUUAGACUGGAUGGUGAUAUUGCGAGAUCAUUUAAAUCCAACCAGGUUCUGAUGUGUUCAGUGCGAGUUCAUGUGUGGGCAAGGAUGCAGUAUUGUCCUCACAUGCAUGCAAGUUGUUCAAAAAGACUCUUAGGAGUGGAGAAGUGAUAUGUGCUGUCGUCCAUGUGUAUCUUGGGGUGUGGAGGACUCUUCAUAGUGGAGUUAUGCGUCCGAUUUGACUCAGGCUUGACAGAGGAGAGUAUGCUAGUGUAGGAUGAGUGUUCAAGCCAGAAGUCUUCAACUAGCAACAUGUUAGAAUUGGCUUAGCAGAUAACCUGAUGUGUAUAUCGUGCCAGCAUUUUUGGCAUGAGGUAGACAUGAGGUGUCUCCUUUCCUACUGAUUGUAGGUGGUGAAUUUAUCUGGCUUUGUGAUAUGCAUCCACCACGAACCCUCAUAUUUAUCGAGUGUAUAUUCUUUUCUCUUCUUUGUUCCAAAAUUUGUUAAAUGAUCUCAUGGGAUGUCGAGGAUAAGUCACUGCAGUGCAUAUGGCAUGCAAGUCUUCAUGUGCUGGCGGUGGCUUGGAGGUGAAAAAAGAUACUUAACAGUAUAUUGCCAGAGACUGACCAUUCAGUAUCCUUGACAUCUUGCCUUUUAGGUAUAGCUCCGUUAGCAGUACUGGACUAUAAAUGUGCUAUUAGGGUUAACAGUUUGAUUACUGGUGCCAUAUAUGUAUUGGUUAAGUGGGUCAAGAAUGCCAAGAGGGGGAAAGAUUCACCAUCUGUUCGCAGCCAAGAGCACUGGUUCCACAUCUUAAGUCAUCCUGGCUGUGAGUUAGGGAUAGCUCAAAUUCAUGUGCCAAAACCAUUGUCCAAAAUGCUAGGGAUUUACCACAAAUUUUUCCAGAAAGAGAGCCAAGUUCCAGUGACGAACAUUAUCUCACUCAUAGUCAAAAAGUAUCAAAUAUGGACUGAAAAGAGUAUAUGUGUUCAUUUGUAUGGGUGUGUUUGUAUGUGUUAACAUUCAUGCGUGCUUGUGUCUCUAUGUCUGCCUACAGAUCCAUGUGUGCAUGCAUGUCAGUAUAUGCAUGAAUGCACAUGCAAUGUAAGCAGAUAUGUAUGCUGAGAAGGUUGUACAUUAAGUUAAACAAGAGAACUGUGUUAGCAGAAAAGCAGUGGGUUGAUGUACAUUAUGCAAACACUGGGUGCCGCCACAGUUGUAUAGCUCUGCGUGUUCUAGUACUGUGCCUAGAGUGAUGCCUGCUAGUAUUUAGAUGUACGCAUGCUGUGAUACAUCAGGUAAUCGUAGAAUUGUAGAACCAUGACUUCCUGCGCAUAGGUAGGCCAUUUUUACAAAGCCACAGUUAGUAGAUAGUGUCUUUGGCUGUUUCUGAUGAGUGCAGCCAGGCUUAUUGUAUCUCGUAAAUGUCAGCUUCUCUGUGUAAGAGUCCUUUGUACUUUCCGUAAACACUCUAAAGGAAGUACGAAAAGACUGUGGCAGCUAGCACUGACAUUUGAAGCUAACUUUAAGCCGGCCAAAGUACCUCAAAACUACAGCCUUUGUAGCUCUUUAAGCAUAAACAGAGGAGCAUCUUGCAAGAGGAGAGUUGCUUUUGUGGCUUUUACAGGAGAAAGAAAUUGCCCUAGGUCUCUAUUCAGUGCAGAAAAUUUUAUUAUCUAAGUACUCUACUAUAUGUAGUCCAAGAUGUCAGCUUUAAUUGGAAUAUUAUUAUUUUUUUCUUGUUUUUGUUUUAUAAAAGUACAAAGACCAUAUAUUGGUUUUUAAAUGCGUUACUGUAAGAUGCCACAAGAGUCAUCUCUCACCUGCUGGGCAACCACAGCUAACAAAAGUGUCAUACGUUGCGGAACAUUAAGUCGUUCGGAUCUCGGAAUUUAAAAGAAAUAAGAGAUGUCGUCAAAUCCUAAACAUCCAUGGACAAGUCGCAACACUGUUCCACAAAGGUUUGAUGUCCAGAAAUAAAACCCAAACCUUGAACUUGGGCAGUGGAAGUACCUGCAACCUGCACGACGACAACCUUACAAGACCGAGACAGAAUAUGAUCAAUUGCCCAGUGUUUCAUAUAUUGCAUAACAAUGUUGAACAUCCUCUUUAUAAGGAUUUGAUUCAGGUUUGGUGGUAUGGUGCAUUAAUAUUAUAACACCUGCUAGAGUACUUUUGUAUACUAAUAUAUUUAGGAGAUAUGAAUUACUGAUGUAAGGUUUAACUAUUAUAUCCAUCCCAUGUUUUAAGACCAACUAACUAAUAAGGGAUUUGAGAGUAAUAGUUGUAACUUGUGUUCACUGUCAGUUGUUUCAAGACGCUUUUUUUUUUUUUAUUGAGUUCAAAUUAUCAUUGUUUAUUUAAUAUAUAAUGCUGGAUUCAUACACAGAUGGAUUGCUCGCUCUUAGUGUCAUGAUUUGUUCACAUUGGCCAUCCUAGACUGUUCACAUGAUUUGUUCACAUUGGCCAUCCUAGACUGUUCACAUGAAUGGUAUUUUAGUUAAGAUUGCUGCAUUAAAUGUAGAUAGAAACAAAUACAUAAAUUAAGCACAUGGAUAAUUCAUGUUAAUUUUCGUCAAAAAAUUAUUUGAGUGCUAAGCCCACAUCCUCUGUGAUUUUUACCAGCGUAAUUGCUUCAUAUUUUUUAAAGCUGUUUCAUUAUCUCCUAAAGAUAAAUGUGAAAAUGAUAUAAACUUUUUUUAUUUGUUAUUAUAUUUUUUUCAUUGUUUUCUGUCCCUUUAAGUGAUCAGUAAUAACUAGCAAAUGUAAAGAUAAUGCAAGCUAGAUAUUAUAUUUAUAAGUUAUAUAUUUUAUAUCUUUCUUUGUUGAUCUUCUUGUGUUUUUUUCUCUCUCUUUUUAUUUCCUUUUUUCAUAUAUACUUCUUUUGUAUAAUCCUCAGUAUCUCAUCUACUCAUUUAAAAUUAAGAUAUUUUUUUUUUCUUAAUGCAAUAAAUUUUUAUAGAUAUAACUAUACUCUGGUGGUUGUGGUGUCCCUGCCAAAGCUUGACAUCAUAGUUGAUAGUAGUACAUAAUAUUACAUUGCAGUAAGUUGUGUUUUACAUUAUGUAAUGCAAGUUACACUCAAUAUUUCAAAAGUGUACGGAAAUGCAUCAUUCUCCUGUGGUAAGCAGAAUAUAUGCAUGCAAAUAAUGGAUGGCAGAUGCCCAGCACAAACUCACUUUGCAUAAAGUUUAUUGUGACGUAAUAAAUACUCAGUAUAUAAAGUUUAAAUGCAUGAGAAGUUCUGAAAUUUAUAUUUAUUUGUUGAAAGAUGCUCCACGAAUCUCAUUCUCCUGUGCAAAAGCAAGGUGACGUUUAGCGGUAAUUUUCUAUGCAACUAGACAACGAAGCUCUUUAAAAAGGUUUGUUUCCCAGUGCCUACUGGCUCUAUUUUGAUAUUUAUGGCACAAAAAGAAUCAUAAGAAUUAUCUUGGUUGAGUAUGGGAUGAUCCUAAAAAUUUUGCUUUGGUGAGAAGAAGAAAUAAUUUUGCUAUAAUCCAGAUAGAGUGACUGUGCGUUGGCCAAUGUAUAUUAUAUAUAUGGCAACAGGUACAAAGGUGUAAAUUUAUAGCCAAAAUAUCUACUACUUAGCCAUUGAAAGUGAUUAUUAUAAUACAAACAACAAACAUAGUUGGAUAGCAAUAACAAGAUAGUGAUAAAGUGUUCUAUUGUUAAUGUUGAAGACAAUAAGAGGAAAUUAGAUUGUGUCUCUCGUGGUUUGUUAGGGAGAAAAUAGUUAUAGGUUACAAACACAGCUCAACAGCACUGUAUAUAUGGCUUCAGAAUGGGAUGCUAUUCGCCUCCUUUGAAAGAAAUGUUUUUUAUAGUAUUUAUAGACCCAUUUAUAAUGUAGACAUCCAAAUGUUUUGCGUACUAAUUUUUACCUACUACAGUACGUACCUAGCUAUGCAACAUAAAGGUUCUAGCUAAUGUAGCAAAGCUGAUAAUAAUUUCUUGUUUGGCUCCAGAUGGCUGACAGAUGUCAAUGUGUUUUUUGUUUUUUUGAAGCGUGAACAAUUUAACCAGAUCACCUAACCAUGUGACUUUUCCCAGUCCUAGUUACGUGCAUACAAGUUGCAUGUGAAAAGUGGGUUGUCACAGAAUAAUUUAUGAAAAUUUUCAUAUUGAUUACUUUAAAAUAUAUUUUAUCUUUUAUACUUACUGGUUUCUUUCACUGUCAGCCGUUAUGAGGUGCUAUAAAGGAAGUGAUUCAGUAUUGCUGCCCGUCCGCCAAAUCUGCCACGUGAUUGCUUAUUUUGAGGUUUCUGAGGGUUGUGGCAGGCCAGUUCACCCCCCCUGCAGGGUGAGGACCGUCUUAAUGGCCUGCAGCACAAACACUGAACUGCCCUCGCCACAAGCCAAACCAUCAAGCUGAAUUUGAAUCACGUAGCAAAUGUUCGUCUUCCUUGCAAUAUGAAGGAACCAUACGGUUAGCCUGAAGCAACAUUUUGUUCUUGUUAUCGCUUGUGAACUUCUUCCUGAGUUCGUUGCUGAUGGUAUGUGGCCAUGUUAAUGAUUGUAUAUAGAAAGAGUUAUGAUGUACAGGUUUAUUUUCUUUAGUUAAGUCAAGAUGUACCAUGUAUUUACUCUGUUAUCCUUGUUUGUGUGGGUUUGUUGUUCCCUCUACUGUUGAUUUUUAAGGUAACAAUAUAGAUUAGAUUGCCAUGGAAGAGGUAACAGUGUUGUCCCAGUAUAUCCAGGAAGUACAGAUACUUGUAAAACAUUUAUUUGUCGUAAACCACAUGCAGAUAAUUGUCAUCUGCCACGAACACAGAUGUCUUGAGGGAGAGAGCAUGGAAUGGGACUUCACUUGACGCCUCACAUGGUUGUCUAUGCUACAUAUGAAGUCUUUGAGUCUUGUUUGUAUCCACCAUUCAUAUCUUUUUAAAACUUCUCUUAAUUCAAGAGUUUCUCAGUCUUUUGUUGUGUAGGUAACUCAUUGCUUAAUAUUGACAAGUUUGUAUUAUGACAAACUGCAUUAUAGUGAUAAGUUUACAGUGAAAAGUGAAUUGUUAAAGCAUUGUUCCUUUUUUUUUUCUUCCUAAUAGAAAUAACAUGUUGGUUUUAGUUAAGUAUUUGCUAAAUAAGUAUGUUCUGUAAGAGUGAACUAUGUUAUAAGUAAGUUAUGGUGUUAAAAAAAAUUAAAAGAUGAGUUUGUAAAAAAGUGUCCUACAUGUAUAAUACUUAUACCCAAUUUGAGUUAGUGGCACACGAACUUGAGACACUCUGCCCUCUACCUUUGCUAAACUCUAUGAAUACUCACACAACACUAUUAUUAAGGUCUGAAUUCCCCAGAGUGAUAUCCCAUGAUGUUAAAAGAAAAUUCUCAAAUUGUUUGUAAAUUACCUGCAAAUGUCCAUUGCGUUGAAAGUUUAAAUUUCGUAUUGUGUAAUAGAUGUUAGAAGAUGAUCAAUCCUUGGUUAAAUAAGGAUGUUUUAUGCUCCUCAUUGAUCUUUAGUUUCUGGGCUUAUGCAUCCAAUUUGUUAAUUUGUGUCUUCCUGUCUUGAUGCCAAAUGAUGUGUAAAACAUGUAAAGAGCAUAAUAAAUUGUUGGGGAAUCAAAUAAAGAGGCUUUUUGAGCUUAGAUUGGCUUUGAUUGGAUAGGUGAUCAGUGCAUUGGCAACGAUUGUUAUUGGUUAAUGUGUUCCAAAGAUAGCAUGAUAUUAUAGAGAAAAUACAUUUUAUACUGUACUUAAAUAUGCAUGUUGAAUGCAAAUUCAAUCAUCUGACAGCUAGGAACUAUAGAUGACAGCUGUUUUUUUUAUUUCAUUUUUAUUUCUCACUCUUGUUAUUAGAUAUAUUUAUAUAGCUCUCUUUUCUUUUCAUGUAUCUAAACAUGUCACCAAUGAUUUAAAAAAAAAAAAAAUGUAUGAAUUAAAACAUAAUAAAGUUGAAAGAAACAUUGGGUUAUCCAUCAUGAAUUUUGCUUAGCAACUCAGAAAAUCCAUUUUUAAGUAAAAAUUAAGGUACCUGUUUUAAAUUUGAAGGAAGGAAAAAAAUGACUUCUUUUUUCAUCCAGUAUGAUCAAGUGCCGAAAGCUACCCAUUUGUUAGUUUCAUUUCAGGUGGUGAUAUAUGUGUUAGGUGAAAAGUGCAUCUCAUAUAUUCAUAUUGUUCUAAGGUCAACCUUAUAUUAAUCAUUUAAUCUAUUAUUUAUUAGCCAUUUCUUACCUCCUCUUUUCUCUAUGAUAAUGUGAUAUCUGUAAUAUUUUAGUUGCAUGAUUCACUGCAUCUUGUCUUCUGGUUUUGUCAUAGAAAGUGAUAGUUGAUUGUGUUGACGUGUUAACAGAAGUGUAAUCGUAGUUUCGUAUUUAUUUCAUGGUUUCUCUUUUUUUCAUUUUCACUGAGUACAUAGACUUCACUGGCAAAAGAAAUACAAAAAAAAGGAAAAAAGAAAAUACUCAGGUUGGCCAUAAUAUUCUGUGCAAGGAAUCAUAGCCAUCGUCAGCUGCCAUUUUUCAGAGCAAUAUUGUUUAACAUGUGAAAUUUGUUGUAGAAAGAAAUAUUUUUUAAAGUCUGUGAGAUUUAAUUGCCUAUUUAUUUUAGAAUAUUGUUGGCUGAUUAGUAAUAAAUAAAUAAAAUUAAGACUGGACUUGGACAUUUGUUCAGAUGUUAUGAAAUGUCGCUGAUCGAUGUCAUUAGAUCUUAGGGGGAAAUAAUGCUAUUAACAUUGAUCCAAAUUGUUAUUCCACACAAGUUGCAACAGUUUGCCCCACAGCUAGGCAGACUGCUUUAUGCCAGCAUUUUAUGCAAUAUGUAAUAGGAAGUGCCUCAAAACAUAGAUGUGAUUGCAGAUUAUUCUGAACAUUGCAGAACAUCCCCAUGUAUAGAUACUCUCUUGAAUGUUUAAUGAGAUUAAUAUGUACAGUUGUAUAAGAGUAUCUACAUUUGUCUCGUGUCACUCAUGGAGUUUAAAAGUAACAUGGUAAAAUAUUUUUGUGAAAUUAAACACAAAGUGUGGAGGAAUCAGAGCAUUUCUCAGAGUUCGGGUCAGGAGCUUUCUGGCCUGACGUGUUGUGUGUCAAGUGCAGGGUAGUCAUUGCUGGAGGGCUACUCGCCAGACAAAGGUAUAAAAAUUGGCCCAAGUGCUACUGCAUCUGAGGGGAAGCAAUGCUAGCAAGUCAAAUAUGUGAAAUGACAUACAGUAAUGUAGAGGGUAUGAUAGGAGAGCCAGAUUUGUCCAACCUGGUCUAAAGAAAGCUUUAAAAAGGUAGAUUCUGUAAAAUGAGUAAUGAAAUAUAGCUAACAAAUUA
Penaeus chinensis is the source of this 9548-nucleotide messenger RNA. Its product is annotated as formin-like protein 5. Gene Ontology annotation, cellular component: nucleus. Gene Ontology annotation, molecular function: DNA-binding transcription factor activity, RNA polymerase II-specific; RNA polymerase II cis-regulatory region sequence-specific DNA binding. The record is from RefSeq and is a predicted model, not a curated record. Lineage: Eukaryota; Metazoa; Arthropoda; Malacostraca; Decapoda; Penaeidae. Gene Ontology annotation, biological process: regulation of transcription by RNA polymerase II. Bases 5 to 1657 code for a protein of 550 amino acids. The transcript has 9 exons.